Medioppia subpectinata is the source of this 279-nucleotide messenger RNA. NCBI's taxonomy places the organism in Eukaryota, Metazoa, Arthropoda, Arachnida, Sarcoptiformes, Oppiidae. The record is from the annotation of a GenBank genome assembly.
AUGCAUAAAUCGUUGAGACAAUUGAAGAGUUUAUAUGACAAUAAGCGAGCGUCAAUUAUGUGGCGUUCAGCCGAACGAUCGCCACAUUUGCAUCACUUCCGCAUCUGUCCGAUGAGAGAAGCAAUUAAACUGAGAAACACGAGUUUGUCGAGUAGUCUCAACUCAUCCAAUAGUGACAGCUAUUCCCGAAUACCCGUAUUAAGUCAGUCCACACGGUUUCCCUUUCACGCCAUUCCCAUCCACUCUCACGCGUCUAAUAAGAGUCGGAUUGUUAUUUAA